Molecule: messenger RNA, 1050 nt
Organism: Myripristis murdjan (pinecone soldierfish)
Lineage: Eukaryota; Metazoa; Chordata; Actinopteri; Holocentriformes; Holocentridae
Exons: 3
Coding region: 230-874 (214 amino acids)
Molecular function (GO): protein binding
Source: RefSeq, a predicted model, not a curated record
UGUGUGAGACCAAGAAGAGCGAGGAGCGCUGCGUGUGGAAGUUAAAAAGCCUAAAAAAACGGAGGGGAAACAGUUGGAUUACUUCAAGGGUUGCAUUUGCAGAUCCACUGCAGGCUGUAGUUUUCAGUGAACUUAAGUCUUAAGUGGACAGCUUGCCUAAAUUAGUCUGGAGACCCUCGGAGACCCUCAGGCACCCUUCAGCAGCUUACUGGGACACGACAGUAAAGGAAUGGAUGUGGAGUCUCUUCAGAAGAGCGAGCGCCGGCGUGGACGGUGUCUGGACGUUUUUCUCGUCACCUCUGUCCUUGUCUUGUUCAUGCUUGUGGCGGCUGUGGUUGCCGGAGGGGUUAUGGUGACGAUGGAGCUGCGGUCAAAAGUUGCGCCGAUGCGUCCGCCCAUAGAGGUUGGCACGCCAGCAAAGUUAACAGGAGAUACACCUGCACCGGCGUACAAGAUGCAGAAUCUUGCCUACCUGGAAGCCACCUCAAGUCAGUUAAAGAACUUCACCAUGUCCUGGAGUCCUGUUCUCUUUGGUGCUGGAAAAUCUAUAGGAAGCCACUUCCACUUUGAACCAACCCAGCAUUCUCUGCAGCCCAGAUCAGAGGGGCACUACUUUAUCUACCUUAAUCUUAAUGUCACCUGCACACACAGAUGCAACGCAUCUCUCCUCACUGUGCAUCUGGGUGACAAGCUCACCUGCAAGAUGGAGCUUCCCCAGGGGGCGGUGACACCUGUGAGCAAGCAGUGCUGGACAGUGGCCCAUUUGGAUGACCAGAUGCGUCUGGUUGCUCAAAUGAUUGUACCAAAGGAAGAACUGACGAACUGGAAGCUUGAACCGAAAGGUUCAAACUUUGGGAUGUUCCUAAUGGAUUAAAACAGAACCUUUAACACUGCAGUGCAACCUGCACAGUCUAACUCUACUAAUUAUUCAUUGGUAUAGCUAGAAAAGAGCAGCACAAGUUUUUUGUAUGUGUGUGUUUGUGAGUUCAGGCCAUCUAAAGUGGACAAGCAUGACAGAGGCCAUUUUGGACACAUUUCUGUCACUGUGAG